Molecule: messenger RNA, 276 nt
Organism: Necator americanus (New World hookworm)
Lineage: Eukaryota; Metazoa; Nematoda; Chromadorea; Rhabditida; Ancylostomatidae
Exons: 5
Coding region: 1-276 (91 amino acids)
Source: RefSeq, a predicted model, not a curated record
AUGAAUCGUGGAGUUCUUCUUGCGUUACUCCUAAUUAUCGCUGUAGUUUCUGUGGAAAGCGGUUUUGGAAGAAGUUUAAGGAAACGUCUGAAAAGAAUUGGCAAACCAUUUGAAAGGGCCGCAAAGAGGGUUGCCGAAGCUUCGGCUGCAGGCUGGAUAGGAAAAGCAGCUGCGAGCAUUGUCGGAAGGCGUAAAAGGUCUGAAGACGAGGGAGCGUAUCGGAAACUUACGGGAGAGUCGCUGAACGAUGGGAACCAGUGGAACCGUAAGUACUAA